Messenger RNA from Sodiomyces alkalinus F11, 672 nucleotides. RefSeq lists its product as hypothetical. NCBI's taxonomy places the organism in Eukaryota, Fungi, Ascomycota, Sordariomycetes, Glomerellales, Plectosphaerellaceae. The coding region runs from base 1 to 672 and encodes 223 amino acids. Gene Ontology annotation, molecular function: S-adenosylmethionine-dependent methyltransferase activity. The record is from RefSeq and is a predicted model, not a curated record. The transcript has a single exon.
AUGGAUUUCGAGAAACAGAGCUACUGGCACGAGCGGUUUUCGCACGAGGAGUCCUUUGAAUGGCUCGUCUCCUCGUCGGAUUUCAUGGCCGUCAUCGACCCGCUACUCCCGAAGCCACCGGAGACGGCCCGGAUCUUGCAGCUAGGCUUCGGCACGAGCGACCUGCACACACAUCUGCGUCGCCGCGGCUACGAAGAUGUCACCAACGUCGACUACGAGCCGCUGGCCGUCAAACGGGGCACGGACUGCGAGGAACGGGCCUUUGGCGACGUGCGCAUGAAAUACGUCGUCGCCGAUGUGACCCGACUCGAAGAGGACGGCGUUUACGACCUGGUCAUUGACAAGAGCACCGUCGACGCCGUGUCCUGCGCCGGCGGUGAGGCGUUCCAGCUCAUGGCAGAGGGCGUGAAACGGAGUCUCAAGCCCGGCGGCGUUUGGAUUUCUCUUAGCCUCUCGGCUCUACGGUUUAGUGCAGCGGAUCUGCCGUUUGAAGUGGAGGUUUUCCAUCGGUUCCCGACGCCCAAGUUGAAACCGCAUGAUCCAGAUAUCUUCAACUUUUGUUAUCUUCUGCAUCCCAAACCAGCAUCGCCUGGAGAAUUGCAGCCUCGACGGUCUUCCUUCAUGAUGGGCCUUGGGGAGGCCGGAGCUGUCUCAUCAGGCUUGAAAGUGUAG